GAAAUAUGAAAGACAGUAAUUCCCAAAGUGCAAUUGAAAGAGCCAAAUGAGCAAGAAAACUUUUGCAGCUAAGAAGUGGAAACAGUGCAUACAAUGUUGAGACUCUAACAAGCCAACCAUCUGAAGUUGUUAACUGUACCCGAGCGGCCAGCGGACGUAUAAUUCCGAGGCUACACUUACUAACUUCACGCAGACACUUUGGAAGUGUUUAACCACAUACAGUCCGUAUGGAAAUGCAAAAUCGAUAGAAUUUAAAUAUGGAAACGCACUCUUUGGGCCGCACACGCCAAACGCCUGCAGCGAGAAAUCACAUCGUCUAUACAGAUCACAAGGGACGCAAAAUCCCUUACGCCGACAAGAUCACUCCUGAGCCAAUACUGAACAACAAUGCAGGCCGAGACACAAAGGCGGACUCGAUCAGAAACAGUUAUAAUAGCCAAUUCAAAGUUGGCAUUUAUGGCUGGCGAAAGAAAUGUCUGUACAUUCUUGUCAUGGCACUCAUGUUUAUGAUGAUCAUCAAUCUCGCUUUGACGCUAUGGGUUUUGAAAGUUUUAGAUUUUAAUUCAGAAGGAAUGGGUCAACUACGAAUAGUACCAGGGGGACUACAAUUGUUGGGACAAGCUCUAGUAUUGGAUUCACUUUUCGCGUCAAGUAUCAAGUCGCGACGAGGGCAUCCGAUAGCCAUUGAGUCUUCAAGGAAUUUCACUGUAUCAACACGAGACGCGCAUGGCUUUGUACAGAGCAGGCUGUAUUUAGGUCAUGAUCGUUUAGAGGUGAACGUAGCCCAUUUGGAAAUCAGAGACGCCCGCGGUGGAUUGUUACUCGGAGCUUCGCAGGACGCGGUCACUAUCGGCGCAGACAACUUAUUCAUCUCUAGCCCAGCGGGUGCCACCUUCAACACCGCAGUCCAAACUCCACUCGUUAAAGCACCACCCUCCAAACAACUUAUGUUGGAGUCACCCACGCGUUCGUUAGAAAUGCACGCGUCCCAAACGAUAUCGCUAGAGUCCCGAGCUGGGGACAUCAGUGCGAGCUGUUUAACUAACUUUAAGUUGCGGUCUACUGCUGGAUCGAUAAGACUAGACGCGCCAAGUAUUUACAUGCCGAAGUUAAAAUCGGCCCUGCCACUGCCACCUCCAACAUCGCAUACGCACGAUCCACACCAUCAAAAUAUCUAUCAGUUGUGCGCAUGCGCAAAUGGAAAAUUGUUCCUGGCUCCGCCGCACGGGGUCUGCGCAGCGCGCGAGGAAAGUCUCAUUUGUCGAUGA
Molecule: messenger RNA, 1268 nt
Organism: Pieris rapae (cabbage white)
Lineage: Eukaryota; Metazoa; Arthropoda; Insecta; Lepidoptera; Pieridae
Product: delta-sarcoglycan-like
Exons: 6
Coding region: 258-1268 (336 amino acids)
Biological process (GO): heart contraction; cardiac muscle tissue development
Cellular component (GO): sarcoglycan complex; sarcolemma
Source: RefSeq, a predicted model, not a curated record